This is a messenger RNA of Wyeomyia smithii (pitcher-plant mosquito), 1305 nucleotides long. RefSeq lists its product as uncharacterized. The record is from RefSeq and is a predicted model, not a curated record. The transcript is spliced from 3 exons. NCBI's taxonomy places the organism in Eukaryota, Metazoa, Arthropoda, Insecta, Diptera, Culicidae. The coding region runs from base 464 to 796 and encodes 110 amino acids.
CUUCUUCGUCUACUUAUUUUUUUCAAUUUUUCAAACCUUGUCAGCUUUUGUAACUUCUUUUGUUUCCUCCCUUAACUUUUUUGUUCAACUCUUUCAACGAACUUCCUUAUUAAUUUCACUGUUUUUUCAGCUACUUAACCUUUUAUUUUUCGAAUUUAUCAAGUACCUAUAUUCAGCAGCAAAUCGCUGUAACGCCUGAAAGAUCACUGAACCGUAAUCAAUAAAAUGUGUCGAAUCCAAAUUUCCCGAAGAAACUUACAAUCUUUGCUUUUUAUAGCAACUUCGUAAAAUGCUUAUUUCGAGAAUUAGUUUGAAAACAAAUUAUCAUUGUCUGCAUGAAAAAUAAUACUUUUCGGCCAGUUUGAAACCCUGCCGCAGAAUGUUUGUUCGUAAAUUUAUUUUAAUCUCUCUCUCCUUUGAAUAGAAUCUAAUUUGGGAAUCAUUCCUAGCAUCUGGUUUGGCUAUGAUUUUCUCCCGAGGAGUAGAAGAUUAUUCCAUAGUUAUUCCGGCCUUGCUCAUAAUUCCCAAAUCCCGUUCGUUCCACGUCCCGCGUAAGUUCAUCCCGAAUGGACCGGCGCGCAAACAAAUAGAUUCUGAUAAAAGCGAAAGCAAUCGGGGCAGCCCCAACCGGCGAAAGCGUACCGCCUACUAUUCCCGGGAGGCACCGAGAACCGAGGGAUAUCUCAUUACUAGGGGCAUCACUUUCCUUAGCCUGACAGGAGCCGAGCGUGGGGUACUUCCAAGGAAACCCGAGAGCGCCUGGUUAUCAACCGGCAAUUUUCUCAGUUGUCACUAACUUACCACCAUUUGGUAGCCCCUUGGUUGCGUCCUCUACAGUGGCACCGAAGGACGGUGUGUACCUUCUCUACCUUGAUACUAGAACUUGCAGCCAGCAGUAGUUGACUCAGUGCAAGGGAAAAGUGUGAAAUUGAGGAAAAUGCAAUUAAGUGAACGCUUUAUUUAUGAACUGUGAAAGCGACAACGAACGAACGCUGAGAUGCUGCUGCGUGGUUCGGUGCACGGUUGGCGAAGGAGAGGAACGAACAGGUGGCAGCAGUGUCUUGUUUGUGCAGUACACAAGCAGUGACAAUAAACAAUUCAUGAAUACCCCACCGGUGCCGGUGCCUGUGGUUUGAUGCUGGUUUCUGAUUUUCAGAUUACCUUCUUACGACUUGUAGAAUUGAUUCGGGUUUGAGCGAUGCCUGGAGCUUCUGUGCUGGUUUUCGGCACAGGUUGGAAAAAGCUCUUUGUUGAUUUUACACAAAUUGGUUGUAAAUCAGGACUUGUGUGCAAUGAGCUCAGAUU